Molecule: messenger RNA, 1344 nt
Organism: Puma concolor (puma)
Lineage: Eukaryota; Metazoa; Chordata; Mammalia; Carnivora; Felidae
Source: RefSeq, a predicted model, not a curated record
AUGGCGGUAGGAGAGUUCAACAACUCUGUCAAUAAUUGCGGCAACAAAGUCGAGGGGCUCAUCGUCUCCGUCUACAUUCAGCCCUGGCUGCCUCCAACCUCCGCCCCCAGCUCCGGCAGCUGCUGCCCCUCAACCGUGCUCCCUGCAGCUCAGCCCCCCUCAGAGACAAACAAGGUCCUCCCGGUGGCCGCACAGCAGAGUGACCCAGCUGGGCAGCCCCUCUCUGGCCCCGGGACCGUCGCGUGCUCUCGGCCCCCACCCGCUGCGCUCAGCCUGCUCCUGCCCAGGCUCCACAACAAGUAUAACAGCGGCAAGUCCAGCACGUACGUCAAGAAUGGCACGUCCUUCGACAUCCACUAUGGCUCCGGCAGCCUCUCCGGGUACCUGAGCCAGGACACCGUGUCGGUACCCUGCCAGACUCCGACCGUGGCUGGCGUCAAGGUGGAGAGGCAGAUCUUCGGUGAGGCCAUCAAGCAGCCGGGCAUCACCUUCAUCGCAGCCAAGUUCGACGGCAUUCUCGGCAUGGCCUACCCCCGUAUCUCUGUUGACGACGUACUUCCCGUCUUUGAUAACCUGAUGAAGCAGAAGUUGGUGGAGAAGAACAUCUUCUCCUUCUACCUGAACAGACCCACGGGCAGCCGCACAGCCCAGGCUUCCCACCGGGAGCGGCUCGGGCUAUGGGCCCAGGGCCCAGGCCAGUGCCCAGCCCCGCUGGGAGCCCCGGCCAGCACCACGGACGGCGCCCAGGAAGCCCGAGUCCCCCUGGACGGGGCCUUCUGGAUUCCGAGGCCCCCGGCAGGCUCCCCGAAGGGUUGUUUUGCCUGCGUGUCCAAGCCCCCGGCUCUGCAGGCUCCAGCGGCCCCGGCCCCUGAGCCCUCGGCAUCGCCCCCCAUGGCGCCCACCCUGUUCCCCAUGGAAUCCAAGAGCAGCAAGACGGACAGCAUGCGGGCUUCUGGCGCCCCCCAGGCCUGCAAACACCUGGCCGAGAAGAAGACCAUGACGAACCCCACAACGGUCAUCGAGGUCUACCCGGACACCACCGAGGUCAACGACUACUACCUGUGGUCCAUCUUCAACUUCGUCUACCUCAACUUCUGCUGCCUGGGCUUCAUUGCGCUGGCCUACUCCCUCAAAGUUCGAGACAAGCUUCUCAAUGACCUGAAUGGAGCGGUGGAAGACGCCAGCCUGCUGUUCAACAUCACUCAGCUCUGCCCUGGCUGCCUUUGUAUCAUCCUCGUUUUCAUUUUUCCUUAUGGCAAGAAGGGCUUCUGUGGGAGCCCCCCGGUUUGGGCCAGCAUCUGGGGACUCACUCUCCUCUCUGACCCCACCUCCUCCAAGCUGUGA